This is a messenger RNA of Eimeria tenella, 888 nucleotides long. Its product is annotated as Phosphatidate cytidylyltransferase, related. Gene Ontology annotation, cellular component: plasma membrane. The transcript is spliced from 8 exons. Gene Ontology annotation, biological process: CDP-diacylglycerol biosynthetic process. Gene Ontology annotation, molecular function: phosphatidate cytidylyltransferase activity. Lineage: Eukaryota; Apicomplexa; Conoidasida; Eucoccidiorida; Eimeriidae. The coding region runs from base 1 to 888 and encodes 295 amino acids. The record is from RefSeq and is a predicted model, not a curated record.
AUGGAGGCGCUGCGGCGGCUGGGGAGAGUUCCUUGGCUGCGGCGCAUUGCUGUGGCGCUGGGCAUUGUGGGGCCCGUGCUGCUGCUGCUGUACAUCCCCCCUGUUGCUGCUGCUACAAUUUUUGGGAUUUGUUUGCUGGCAGCAAACGAGCACUGCAGGCUCAAGUCUCUCGCGCUGCAGCGGCUGCUGCAGCACACUGCAGCAGCAGCAGCAGCAGACACAAACUCGAAAGCAAAUGAAAUUCAAAAACCUCUUUUGGCCUCUCGCCUUUCUUCCCCCAAGGGGGUUUCUUUUGGCGUCGCGGCGAAUUCAGUUUUGCUUUACGGCUGGAGCCGAGACAUUCCGGAGUCGCGGGAUGCACUCCUCUACGCCUGGGCCUCCGCAGGCCUCGACUUAUAUUUCUUGUGGCACUACGCAGUGCCUCUGGCCAUGGGCAGCUUCGUGUUGCAGCGCAACGGGGGUUUGCCUCUUGCUGCUUCUCUAAUCGCCAUUUCUGCUGCUGGAGAUAGCGGGGCUCUUUUCUGCGGCUCUGCAUUUGGAAAGAGAAAAAUAAUUGAAAAACUUUCUCCCAACAAGACGGUGGCCGGAGUGCUGGGCUCCCUCUCCUGGAGCUGGCUCGCGGGCUGGCUGCUGUGGCUACUGUCUUUAAAAGCCCCUUACCUCGGAUUGAGGGUUUUGAGUCUCGCGGAGUAUCUUUGCUUUGCCACUCUUAUUAGCAUUUCGGGAUUUUUUGGAGAUUUGGUGGAAAGCGGAUUCAAAAGACUCGCAGGCGCCAAAGACAGCAGUGGCCUUUUCGGGCCCCACGGCGGAGUUUUGGACAGGUUGGACUCCAUGACUCUGCCGAUUCCUUUUCUGGUUUUCUUCAUGGUGCUGCGGGGCCACUUGUAG